AUGCAGUUUGUCAACUUACCUCUGCAGCGAAAGUGACACGCAAACAAAUUCCCAACAGCUGUGUAACAGCUAGAAAGAAAAAACUGAGCAAUAAACUAAUUUUAAAGUAUAGAAAUAUAAAUAUGUCUGCUAUCGAUGAAUUGCAGGCGAAAAUCGCCGAACUAAAAGUCGAAUUGGAGCGGCAAAACAGUGUGACCAGAGCGGCGCGAGAGCGCAUUGAAAAAAUGUCUGCAGAGGUAGUGGACUCAAAUCCUUACAGUCGCCUUAUGGCACUCCAACGCAUGGGCAUUGUUAAAGAAUAUGAGCGAAUACGGGAAAAAACCGUGGCUGUAGUUGGCAUCGGUGGCGUCGGCAGCGUUACGGCUGAUAUGUUAACGAGAUGUGGCAUUGGUAAACUAAUACUUUUUGAUUACGACAAAGUUGAGUUGGCAAACAUGAAUCGGCUAUUCUUCACUCCUGAUCAAGCGGGUUUGUCAAAGGUAGAGGCCGCAGCUCGCACUUUAAGCUUCAUUAAUCCAGAUGUACACAUCGAGACGCACAACUAUAACAUAACUACAGUGGAGUCAUUCGAUAAGUUCUUGAAUACAAUUUCUCACGGUGGCAUACUGCCAAAUACGUCAGUUGACCUUGUCUUAAGUUGUGUAGACAAUUUUGAAGCUCGCAUGGCAAUCAACGCCGCUUGCAAUGAACUCGGCUUGAAUUGGUUCGAAUCAGGCGUUUCAGAGAAUGCUGUUUCAGGGCAUAUACAAUUUAUACGUCCCGGAGAAACUGCAUGUUUCGGUUGUGCUCCACCUCUAGUGGUAGCAGAAAAUAUAGACGAGAAAACUCUUAAACGUGAGGGAGUAUGUGCCGCUUCACUUCCCACCACAAUGGGAAUAACAGCAGGUAUUUUGGUUCAAAACACACUCAAGUAUUUGCUCAAUUUCGGUGAGGUAUCUGAUUAUUUGGGCUAUAAUGCAAUGAAUGAUUUCUUUCCGCGAAUGAGUUUGAAACCAAAUCCGCAAUGUGAUGACCGGCAUUGUCAAGAACGUCAAAAAGAAUAUCAAUCGUGUCCAAAAGCUGUCGUGGAAGAAAGUGUCGUAGAAGACGAUGCGCCACUGCAUGAAACAAAUGAGUGGGGUAUUGAGUUGGUGGAUGACUCGCCACCAGUGGCUCAAGCGACUGGAGGCUUAAACCCUACAGUGUCUGGUAGUGAUGUUGUAGCGGGUCUGCGUUUGGCUUAUGAAGCACCUGACAACACAGCAGCAGACUCAUCAACAGUUACUGGAACUACUAAUGUGGAUUUAGAUGAUUUGUUUGCGCAAAUGAAGGCAUUAUAAGACUAAGUGAUAAAACUUGAGAUACUAAAAUAUUCCAAUAAAUAAUAUUAUACAAUUUUUCAAUGCAUAAUUUGCUUUGUCGUAUUUAGUGAAUAUGAUCCAGAAAAAAGGAAAUUUGUUACUACAACUCUAUAAAGAGGACUUGAGUUACUAAUACUAUUUGAUCAUAUUUGGCUAUUAUAUUUUUGUUUAUUUGGUCUCUAUUAAUAUUUUAUAAAAACUUAACUCAUUAUACAACAAAAACCAGAUAAAUCGUUCCCAAACUUUUUACAAAAAUUGUGAAAACUGGAAAUUCUACAACCUUUCACCAAAUUUCAAGCUUUUUUGGUAUACAGUUUUAUAGCGCAAUCAAUUUUAAGCUAACAGAGUGCAAGUUGCGAGUGGCUACAAAAUACAGUGGGUUGUAAAAUAGCCCAAACUCUUCAAAGUGUUGCACAGCUAUUUUAUUGUCUAUGAGUGUAUAUUACUAAUACUUUAAUCAAAACUUUGUUACCAUUUUCUUGUACCUUCUGCAAGCUGCUACAACAACAAGAACCGGAUAUAUGUAUAUAUCGCACCCUAAAUACAAAAGGGUCACUACUCAAAAUGUACCUUCUGCUCAAAUAUGAACGAGACGUUAUCAAUAAAACGGUCCGCGGAUGACAUAUGGCAAAAAUAAGUUUUUUGUUUUUUGGUAGGACUGUUAUAAGCUUACAUGGCAAAUUUCAGCGUGAUAUGUCACAUAGUUUGUUUUCUGUGCUACUGUAAACAAGUCAAGCUCGAGUGUGGAAAAUUUUGAGUUGUGACCCUUUUGUAUUUAGGGUGCGAUAUGUUCUGUUUGCAGCAGGGAUGCCAGGCUGACGUUUUUAACAUCAUUUAGACGAUUUCGUAUACUGAUAACAUUUGGACGUUUUUUGGGUCGUAAAUUACGUUUUUACCUUCUUGGUAAUUUUUCUCAUUGUAUAAAAUAUUCAAACCAAUUGUAAGUAUAAAGCGAGCCUUCCAGAAUUAGACGUUUCCGAUUCUUUCAAGACUCCUUCCACAAGUAUUGCAUUUACUAAAUAGUUCCGCAAAUUUUGAUAGAUUUUUUUUCAAUGUUUCCAAGACAGUCGGUUCUACGUUACUGGAAUGGCCUGGAUUUACAUCCGAUCAAGCACUGUCACUCCAGCAGCAUUCCACAAUAAUUUAUAAGAAAUAUUUAUUUGCAACACAAUUUUUUGAAAAAUUAAU
Messenger RNA from Anastrepha ludens (Mexican fruit fly), 2528 nucleotides. It is a transcript of the gene Uba5, whose product is annotated as ubiquitin-like modifier-activating enzyme 5. Gene Ontology annotation, cellular component: cytoplasm; cytosol. Lineage: Eukaryota; Metazoa; Arthropoda; Insecta; Diptera; Tephritidae. The transcript has 2 exons. The record is from RefSeq and is a predicted model, not a curated record. Gene Ontology annotation, molecular function: UFM1 activating enzyme activity. Gene Ontology annotation, biological process: protein ufmylation. The coding region runs from base 123 to 1319 and encodes 398 amino acids.